Menidia menidia (Atlantic silverside) is the source of this 2334-nucleotide messenger RNA. The record is from the annotation of a GenBank genome assembly. NCBI's taxonomy places the organism in Eukaryota, Metazoa, Chordata, Actinopteri, Atheriniformes, Atherinopsidae.
AUGGAGGAAUCCGGUUUAUGUCUUGGUGUAUCAUCACCAGUGCCUGACACCGAUGCCCAUCUCAGCAAUGCAGUGUUAAAUGGCCGUUAUCCUAUCAGUCAGAAGCUUCACCAACUUAACGCCCAGCUAGGACACGCCUUUCCUGACAUACAUCGUCCACAACAGAUACCUGAAGAAAAAGCUGCCACUCCUUUAGAUGAGAAGACACACCACGCAGCCCUGGCCAGUCAACCUAUCAGCAGUCAGAUGGCUCUACUAGCCAAUCAACUCAACCGAGAUAUUAAUGCAGGGGCAUUGAGUGGGCUGAAUGGGCGUGUAGAUCUGCAACAGUUUCUUAAUGGUCAGAACUUGGGCAUCAUGUCUCAAAUGAAUGAUAUUGAAGAUGAUGCUCGUAAGAAUAGGAAAUAUCCCUGUCCAUUGUGUGGGAAACGCUUUCGCUUUAACAGCAUUCUGUCACUGCACAUGCGUACACACACAGGAGAAAAGCCAUUCAAGUGCCCCUAUUGUGAUCACAGAGCGGCUCAGAAAGGCAAUUUAAAGAUCCAUCUCCGCACCCACAAACUUGGGAAUCUUGGUAAAGGCCGUGGUCGAGUCCGAGAGGAGAAUAGGCUGCUGCAUGAGUUGGAGGAGAGGGCAAUCUUGAGGGAUAAGCAGAUGAGAGGGAGUGGUAGUCUGCUUCAAACUGCUCAAACAACCCACCUGGGCCUCAGCAGCAGCUCUAACACUCUUCAGCAUCAAAUAAGUUCAGCCUGUGUCCCCCCUCCCCCAUCUGGCCAUGCCACUCCAGACACUCUUUCUCAGCCUUCUCCUUCACCCAAGCCGGCUGGCAUACAAGAUGAACAGCCUCUGAAUCCAACAACAGGCUUUCGCUGUACCUUCUGCAAAGGAAAAUUUAAAAAGCGUGAAGAGCUGGAUCGUCACAUCCGCAUACUCCACAAGCCCUACAAAUGUACUCUAUGUGAGUUUGCUGCUGCCCAUGAAGAGGAGCUGAUAAGUCAUGUAGAGAAAGCUCAUAUCACAGCUGAAACCACACAGGGCCAGGGUGGUGGAGGAGCUGGUGGCAUGCAGAUGGCCACAGAAUUUCGCUGUGAUGUUUGUGGCCAGGUAUUCAGUCAAGCCUGGUUCCUAAAAGGUCACAUGCGAAAGCACAAGGACUCUUUUGAACACUGUUGCCAGAUCUGUGGCCGUCGAUUCAAGGAACCCUGGUUCCUGAAGAACCAUAUGAAGGUGCAUCUGAACAAGCUGGCCAUCAAGAGUAAGCCACCACAGGCUCCUUGUGAGCAGGAUAUGGCUGCAGUUAAUAGCAUGGGCAACAUGGCUCAAGAAGCUCAUGCCAAUCUUUAUUCUCGCUAUAUCUCUUGUCUUCAGGGAGGUUUUCUUUCACCAGACAAACAGAGCCUAAGUGAGCAGCACCAAAUGUUGGCAAAGGCAGGAAUAGUAAUGAAGGAAAAAGAGAUGCUUGGGAAACUGCUAGGACCAAUGGUUGGAGGUAUGGGUCAUGGACUGGGUGAGAAUGAAAAGCGCUCCCUCCUUGGUUGUCUCAAUCUUGUGCCACCACUCAAAUCAAGCUGUAUGGAGCGCCUCCAGGCAGCUGCAAAAGUAGCAGAGAUAGACUCCCUAAAUAGCUACCAGGCUUGGCAGAUAAUGGCUCGUGGUAUGGAUAUUGACAGGGCUUUUAUGCCUAAAGAUCAGCAGCAGCACCAGCCCAAUAUGACUUUGGGGCAAGAAGAUGAGAUGGGGGGUUCAGGGGCUUUGCCCUCUUACUCAACGGACAAACAAGACUACUCCUUGAUUGCUUCCAGUGACUGCUCUAAGCCAAAGCAAACCUCUGAGACCUUACCAGUAACUAAGGCCUCUGGUGGAACUUUGAAUACUAUGAAGGACGAUGGGAGAGGCUUUGAAAGCCACCAUGACUUAAUGCCCCACCCUAGCAGUGCUGAGGCUUCUGGAGGCUUUGCAGGCUCAAACAUUGACUAUAGCCUGUCAAAUCUGCCGAGCCUGAAGGAAAAGGCUUCUGAGUGUCCUGACUGUGGCCGGGUCUUCCGAACCUACCAUCAAAUGGUAGUACACUCCAGAAUACAUGGAAAAGACAGGAGAGGCAUUGAUGAAGGACUUCAGCAAGGUCUGGAUGAACGACGUGGAUCAGCCAGUGACCCUGAGUCCCAAUCCAUCAGCCGGUCCACUACCCCUGGGUCAUCCAACGUGACAGAAGAAAGUGGUGCUGGAGGAGGUCACUCCCAAACAGGAAGUGUCCAAGAUGACAGCCCACAUCCUUCCUCACCAUCCUCAGGAUGUGGCCACCCAUACCAUUGUCUCUAUCCUGAUAACUUGUGA